CAGCGUUGACUUCCCUUAGGCUUACAACCUUCAAGCUGACUUACUUCACAUCGAAACCCUGUCGCAAAAACACCGGAGCUUAAGAUACUGGUACAAAAUCCGUAUAUAUACUCGGUAUCGACAUACGAGGCAAAGGUCUUCGAGAAACAGCUGCGCAUUGCGGUUGUCGCAAAGCGAACCUGGAGAGCGACGUAGAGUCAUCCAUACCGAUCAGCGAAUAAUAAGGUCUAGUCAGGUUCUUGACUAGCAAUUUCUGCAGAAAAGCUUUGUUUUCAUACAAAUAGUUGCAUAACAUGUCUACAUCGUCGAAUACACCGGCUCCUACGGCCUCAAUGGCCAUCGAUGAUAUGGAUGUCGACUCAGGCGUCAAGCCCUCCACAAUUAACAAUCCCACCACGAUAGACGACGACGACGAUGACCCCGUCACCGCAACAUACAACGUCUUUAUCAACCCAUCUCUACCUUUAGGUCGCCGUCUUCUUGUUCUCCAACAUCCAAACCGAACCGAUGACUCUCCACGACCUCCACCAACCGAAUUGCGGGUGAAGGCUCAAGCUGGCAUGGUUGAAGUCGAUGUUCCCCUCGACAACACAGUCGCCUAUGAUCGCGAGAAGGGACAAAAAUGGGGAAAGACUUUACAUGCUUCCAUGGCGACGAAGAAUGGCGGCAGCCAUGGCCUGGCUGGUGGAUUUGGCUUUGGUACGGUCCAGGCUCGAGGUGGCAGGAAAAAGGCCGAGGAUGAACAGGAGAACAUGGACUGGGCAGAGGCCGUUAGGCAGGAUAAAGUGCUCCGGAUACAGACCCUUGGUGGGCAGUAUCCUGAGUAUAAGGAGGUUCAGCAUAUGGUCGGUGUCUUUCAAGGCAAGGACUUACAUCUCACACCUGUGUCAUCGCUUGUCCACCUACGCCCACAACUUCACCACAUCGACGCAACCGUCCAACAAGCACGACAAGACGCAGCUACUAAGGAGUCGGCUCCCAGUACUGCAGCCGGCACUGCUCGCGCAAUUCAUAUGACUGUCAAGGCUACUGGCGAUGGCGAUACUGUCACCACCGAAACUAUGGCUGAUCGUCUACGAGCUGUGCAGACAGAGCAUUGGCGAACUAUGCACUACACAGAUGAGAACGAGGAGGCUGCCUGGGAGGUUUAUAACGAAAGCCUCUUCCUGCGCCCUACUCAAGAGGAGGCCGCAGAAGAAGCAGAGAAAGCCGAUGAUGCGGAGGACAAUGAGCCACCCCUUGAGGAGUCAGUGCCAAAGUUCGCCCGUCGGUGGGAUGAUGACGAGCUUCUUGAAGCUGUUAGUGGCAUAAAGAAGCCACAGCCGACAUCAGAACCUGUUAAAGAAGAUCUCAAGCCAAUUGCCCCCGCUAAGCAGCCAGAGCAACCUGCGCCAGGGGCGGACGAGGCACGAAAGCCCAAGCUUCGACCACGAGGUGGAGCGGCGGGAACCGUUGCUCGACGGGGAGGUAGACCUCGAGCUACAGCUUCAAAGACGGCCAACGUUGAUGGAUGAAGAGUGAAAAUUUGGUGCUAGAAAUAAACUCAGGGGACUAAGUAGGUAGCAUGGGACGGCGCAAAGGAUCUAUCAACUUUAUAUAAAAAAUUCAAAGGUCACCGUAUAGAAAAGCUUUGCCAAACACGCGUAAAAUUUGCAAAUACGAUAUAAC
Molecule: messenger RNA, 1668 nt
Organism: Fusarium verticillioides 7600
Lineage: Eukaryota; Fungi; Ascomycota; Sordariomycetes; Hypocreales; Nectriaceae
Exons: 2
Coding region: 294-1514 (406 amino acids)
Biological process (GO): DNA-templated transcription
Cellular component (GO): RNA polymerase III complex; nucleus
Source: RefSeq, a predicted model, not a curated record